Ficedula albicollis (Collared flycatcher) is the source of this 477-nucleotide messenger RNA. RefSeq names its product dual specificity mitogen-activated protein kinase kinase 7-like. NCBI's taxonomy places the organism in Eukaryota, Metazoa, Chordata, Aves, Passeriformes, Muscicapidae. The record is from RefSeq and is a predicted model, not a curated record. Gene Ontology annotation, biological process: protein phosphorylation. The annotation marks the transcript as partial. Gene Ontology annotation, molecular function: protein kinase activity; ATP binding. The transcript has 5 exons.
AUGCUGGGGCUGCCCCCGCCCCCCUUCCUGGUGCCGCGCAGCCUGGAGAGCAUCGAGAUCGACCAGAAGCUGCAGGAGAUUAUGAAGCAGACGGGGUACCUGACUGUGGGGGGACAGCGGUACCAGGCAGAGAUCAAUGACCUGGAGAACCUGGGCGAGAUCGGCAGCGGCACCUGCGGGCAGGUGUGGAAGAUGCGCUUCCGCAAGACCGGGCACGUCAUCGCCGUCAAGCAAAUGCGGCGCUCGGGGAACCGCGAGGAGAACAAGCGGAUCCUGAUGGACCUGGACGUGGUGCUCAAGAGCCACGACUGCCCCUACAUCGUGCAGUGCUUCGGCACCUUCAUCACCAACACCGACGUGUUCAUUGCCAUGGAGCUCAUGGGCACCUGCGCAGAGAAGCUCAAGAAGCGGAUCCAGGGCCCCAUCCCCGAGCGCAUCCUGGGCAAGAUGACGGUGGCAGUGAGUGGCACUGGGACA